CCUUCCUGCCGGCGCCGGGGUUUUGCGUCACAGCGCGAUGGCGGCGCCGGGGGUGUCGAAGGCCGAGUACCUGCGGCGGUACCUGAGCGGCCCCGCCGAGCCCGCCCAGCCCCGCCGCCGCCGCAAGAAGAAGCCGCCGGGCGGCACCGGCAGAGCCGGGAUGCGGAUCGUGGAUGACGAUGUGAGCUGGAGCAGCAUCGCCGCCGCCCCGGAGAAGGAGGAGGAGGAGGAGGACGAAGGGGACAUGCCUGUGGUGGCAGAGUUCGUUGAUGAGCGCCCCGAUGAAGUGAAGCUCAUGGAGGAGUUCCGAACAAACUCCAAAUGGAAGCUGUUAGGAGACCAGAAUGAGGACUCGCAGAGUUCGCAUAUUUCGGGACCUGCCAAGUCUGCCACGAGGCGGCAGCGCCACGACUCCCCAGAGCCCUCACCCCCGGGAGGGAAACACAACGGCUCCUUGGACCUCUCACCCCCGAGACGGCAGCGUCACGACACUCCUGACCCUUCACCUCCGAGGAGACGGCGUCACGACACCCCUGACCCGUCCCCUCCCAGGAGACAGCGUCACGAUACACCAGACUCAUCACCUCCCAAAAGGCAGCGUCGUGACACCCCAGAUCUGUCACCUCCCAGGAGACGGCAGCGUCACGACACUCCUGACCCUUCACCUCCCAGGAGACGGCGUCAUGAUACACCAGACUCAUCACCUCCCAAAAGGCAGCGUCACGACACCCCCGACCCUUCACCUCCCCGGCGGCAGCGCUGUGACACCCCUGAUCCGUCACCUCCCAGGAGAUGGCAGCGUCAUGACACCCCUGACCCAUCCCCUCCCAGAAGGCGACGUCCUGGCACCCCAGAUCCGUCACCUCCCCGGCGGCGGCAGCGUCACAACACUCCUGACCCAUCUGCACCUCGGCGUCAGCGUCACGACACCCCAGACUUGUCACCUCCCAGGAGACAGCGUCAUGACACCCCAGAUCCAUCCCCUCCCAGGAGACAGCGUCGUGACACCCCAGAUCCAUCCCCUCCCAGGAGACAGCGUCGUGACACCCCAGAUCCAUCACCUCCCAGGAGACAGCGUCACGAGACCCCAGAUCCAUCCCCUCCCAGGAGACAGCGUCGUGACACCCCAGAUCCAUCACCUCCCAGGAGACAGCGUCGUGACACCCCAGAUCCAUCACCUCCCAGGAGACAGCGUCGUGACACCCCAGAUCCAUCCCCUCCCAGGAGACAGCGUCGUGACACCCCAGAUCUAUCACCUCCCAGGAGACAGCGUCACGAGACCCCAGAUCCAUCCCCUCCCAGGAGACAGCGUCACGAGACCCCAGAUCCAUCCCCUCCCAGGAGACAGCGUCGUGACACCCCAGAUCCAUCCCCUCCCAGGAGACAGCGUCGUGACACCCCAGAUCCAUCCCCUUCCAGGAGACGGCGUCACGACACCCCUGACCUGUCCCCUCCCAGGAGACGGCGUCAUGACACCCCUGACCUGUCCCCUCCCCGGCAGCAGCGUCAGGAUUUGUCACCUCGGAGAGAGAAGCCGGGGUCCCCGAGUGGGAAAAAGAGCCGAAGGAAAGGACGGACUUCGCCUGCCGGAAGGGACCAGCACAGGUCACGGAGUCCCCCGGAGCACUCCCCACAUCGCCAGGACACCAAGGGCUCUCCCAAGAAGGCUAACACGAUGUCAUCCGGGGCCAAAGCUGGGCUGGUGUCGGCCGACGUGCUGCGGAGGGAGAAGCAGGAGCUCCAGAAGCACGAGAGGAGCACCAAGCACCUGGAAGAGGAAUCCCGGAACGCUCAGACCGUGUUCCGAGACAAGUCCGGCCGCAAGAGGAACCUGGCCCAGGAGCAGCUGGAGCAGAGGCUGAAGGCUGAGGCAGAGUCCAAGAGAGAAGAGCAGUAUGCCAAGUGGGGAAAAGGGCUGGCACAGGAGAGGCAGCAGCAGCAGAAUGUGGAGGAUGCAAUCAAGGAGAUGCAGAAGCCCUUGGCCCGUUACAUCGAUGAUCAGGACCUGGAUCGAAUGCUGAGGGAACAGGAGAGGGAAGGAGACCCCAUGGCUGCUCUCAUCAAGAAGAGGAAGGCCAAGGAGAACAAGGAAAAAGAAAAACCCAGGUACAAGGGACCAGCACCUCCACUCAACAGGUUUAACAUCUGGCCUGGGCACCGCUGGGACGGCGUGGACAGGUCCAACGGGUUCGAGCAGCAGCGCUUCGCCCGCAUUGCCAACAAGAAGGCGGUGCAGGAGCUCGCCUACAAGUGGAGCGUCGAGGACAUGUAGGUGAGAGCUCCUGGAGUGACCCACAGACACCACCCGCGGCCAGAGCCGUGAGGAAUGGCCUGCUCUCUCUGGAACAAGCCCUCUCCUCGGCAUUCAGCAUCCCCCUGGACCAUUUUCCGAGAGGCAAGGCUGGAUCUUCCUGUCAGCCAGAGCCUCCAGCUCUCUGGGGAGGCCACUGGGUUCUCGUUUGUUUUCUAACAAACUUUUGUUCUAUGCCAAAUGCUGUGACCUCUGAGGGCAGUUCCGAGUCUUCAGGUGUCCUAAAUCUCAGGUGAAAAUCUGCUGAAUGCUUGGGCUUGGGCGAAUUACCCUCAUGCAGUGGGUCAGUCUGCUCCAGAGCUCAGGUUAAGUUUAACUUUGAACUUCUGUUAAGUUUAUGUAGUUACUGUGCCCUGUAGAUCCCAGAGUCACCAACAUGCAGGGAAGUUCAAACUCAGCUUCUCCUGACCCUGUUCAAACAGGAAACUGAGCAGGGAAUGCUCUGGCACUGGAAGAGCGACCUGCAGUGCUGCAUUGGGCACCAAGAUCUUCAGGAGCCUCAGCAAUUCUUCAGGGGUCCGUUUCUAGUGGAAGUAAAUGAGUGGAGAAUUAGGACUUAAGACCUGGAAUUGCUUCCCUCAUAGUUUGGAGCUGCUGGUCCCACCAGACCCCUCUGGAUUUGGUGCUGAUCUCGGCACUUCCCCCACGCUGCUGCCUGGGGCUCACUCCAGUGGGAAGUGUAACAACCCCUCUCCUGUGAUCAGAUUUGUCAGUCUCAGAGCUGGGGGCUGGGCAGAGCUUCCCUUAAUCCCUGUGUGCCAGAAAGCACUUGUGGAAAUAAAUACAGUUGUUCUUGUUGAGGUCCCAGGGAGCAGGGAUGAAAUUCAGGCAGCAGUUUCCAUGGAGAUGCCUUGGCUGCAGCAGUGGGCAGGGGCAGGGCAGGAUCGCUCUUUUCAGGGAUUUUCCAGUUCUGGGGGUGCUGUGGGUGGGGGGGAUAGCAGCAAAGUCUGCUCUGGAGUGCCAGACUCUUGGGACUUCCCCUGUUUUUUAUCCCUGUGCAACAUUUCCAGCAGCCCUGGAAUCGGUGUGUUCACCUGUAAAUAACACCUUUCUUUUUUUACUUGA
This is a messenger RNA of Corvus hawaiiensis (hawaiian crow), 3376 nucleotides long. RefSeq names its product BUD13 homolog (gene BUD13). Lineage: Eukaryota; Metazoa; Chordata; Aves; Passeriformes; Corvidae. Gene Ontology annotation, cellular component: U2-type spliceosomal complex; RES complex. The record is from RefSeq and is a predicted model, not a curated record. The transcript is spliced from 11 exons. The coding region runs from base 38 to 2272 and encodes 744 amino acids. Gene Ontology annotation, biological process: mRNA splicing, via spliceosome. Gene Ontology annotation, molecular function: RNA binding.